Molecule: messenger RNA, 1959 nt
Organism: Carica papaya (papaya)
Lineage: Eukaryota; Viridiplantae; Streptophyta; Magnoliopsida; Brassicales; Caricaceae
Source: RefSeq, a predicted model, not a curated record
AUGGCGAGGGACUUAAAACUUGCUGGUUACUCACCUGAUAUUUCAGAGGUGUUCAUUGAUUUAGAAGAAGAGGAUAAAGAAAGUAGACUUUAUCUUCACACUGGGGACCAGUCUCAUCCUGAAUCUGAGGAAAUCUACACCAAGUUAGAAGAAAUGGCGAGGGACUUAAAACUUGCUGACUACUCACCUGAUAUUUCAGAGGUGUUCAUUGAUUUAGAAGAAGAGGAUAAAGAAAGUAGACUUUAUCUUCACACUGGGGACCAGUCUCAUCCUGAAUCUGAGGAAAUCUACUCCAAGUUAGAAGAAAUGGCGAGGGACUUAAAACUUGCUGGCUACUCACCUGAUAUUUCAGAGGUGUUCAUUGAUUUAGAAGAAGAGGAUAAAGAAAGUAGACUUUAUCUUCACACUGGGGACCAGUCUCAUCCUGAAUCUGAGGAAAUCUACUCCAAGUUAGAAGAAAUGGCGAGGGACUUAAAACUUGCUGGCUACUCACCUGAUAUUUCAGAGGUGUUCAUUGAUUUAGAAGAAGAGGAUAAAGAAAGUAGACUUUAUCUUCACACUGGGGACCAGUCUCAUCCUGAAUCUGAGGAAAUCUACUCCAAGUUAGAAGAAAUGGCGAGGGACUUAAAACUUGCUGGUUACUCACCUGAUAUUUCAGAGGUGUUCAUUGAUUUAGAAGAAGAGGAUAAAGAAAGUAGACUUUAUCUUCACACUGGGGACCAGUCUCAUCCUGAAUCUGAGGAAAUCUACACCAAGUUAGAAGAAAUGGCGAGGGACUUAAAACUUGCUGACUACUCACCUGAUAUUUCAGAGGUGUUCAUUGAUUUAGAAGAAGAGGAUAAAGAAAGUAGACUUUAUCUUCACACUGGGGACCAGUCUCAUCCUGAAUCUGAGGAAAUCUACUCCAAGUUAGAAGAAAUGGCGAGGGACUUAAAACUUGCUGGCUACUCACCUGAUAUUUCAGAGGUGUUCAUUGAUUUAGAAGAAGAGGAUAAAGAAAGUAGACUUUAUCUUCACACUGGGGACCAGUCUCAUCCUGAAUCUGAGGAAAUCUACUCCAAGUUAGAAGAAAUGGCGAGGGACUUAAAACUUGCUGGCUACUCACCUGAUAUUUCAGAGGUGUUCAUUGAUUUAGAAGAAGAGGAUAAAGAAAGUAGACUUUAUCUUCACACUGGGGACCAGUCUCAUCCUGAAUCUGAGGAAAUCUACUCCAAGUUAGAAGAAAUGGCGAGGGACUUAAAACUUGCUGGCUACUCACCUGAUAUUUCAGAGGUGUUCAUUGAUUUAGAAGAAGAGGAUAAAGAAAGUAGACUUUAUCUUCACACUGGGGACCAGUCUCAUCCUGAAUCUGAGGAAAUCUACUCCAAGUUAGAAGAAAUGGCGAGGGACUUAAAACUUGCUGGCUACUCACCUGAUAUUUCAGAGGUGUUCAUUGAUUUAGAAGAAGAGGAUAAAGAAAGUAGACUUUAUCUUCACACUGGGGACCAGUCUCAUCCUGAAUCUGAGGAAAUCUACUCCAAGUUAGAAGAAAUGGCGAGGGACUUAAAACUUGCUGGCUACUCACCUGAUAUUUCAGAGGUGUUCAUUGAUUUAGAAGAAGAGGAUAAAGAAAGUAGACUUUAUCUUCACACUGGGGACCAGUCUCAUCCUGAAUCUGAGGAAAUCUACUCCAAGUUAGAAGAAAUGGCGAGGGACUUAAAACUUGCUGGCUACUCACCUGAUAUUUCAGAGGUGUUCAUUGAUUUAGAAGAAGAGGAUAAAGAAAGUAGACUUUAUCUUCACAGUGAGAGGUUAGCUAUGGCCCUUGGGUUCAUCAAGACAGGACCCAGUGUCACAAUUAGAAUUGUGAAGAACCUAGGAAUGUGCACAGAUUGUCAUCGUAUGGCGAAGUUGAAUACCAGAAUUCUUGGAAAAGACUUUAUCCAUACUUCUCAAAACACUUUUAGUAAUGGAUACUAA